Trypanosoma rangeli is the source of this 1941-nucleotide messenger RNA. RefSeq lists its product as uncharacterized. The coding region runs from base 1 to 1941 and encodes 646 amino acids. The record is from RefSeq and is a predicted model, not a curated record. The transcript has a single exon. NCBI's taxonomy places the organism in Eukaryota, Euglenozoa, Kinetoplastea, Trypanosomatida, Trypanosomatidae.
AUGCGAAACGACUUAUCGUCGCGGGAGGCGUCCGUCCCCGCGGGGGACUCUGCAGCCGAGCCCUUCUUGCCCUUUUUGCUGUCGUAUUCGCCGGGUUCUGGUGACCUUUUGCGAGGCUGCAUGCACGAGGAUAAGGAGGAGUACGCCGAGGAUGGCCGGGGGAGCGAUGAGGGCAGUAGCCGAGGUAGUAGGACUAGUAGUGUAGUGAACCUGGACCAGAUCGCUGCGCAGAUGUAUGUGCGGGUGGAGGAUCUUCUCCGGGCACUGCAGAGCAGCAGUGGCAGCAGCGGCGACACCGCGUCUGAAGCCUGUCGGUGGUCACAGUGCGCCGUCGCUGGCAGCACCGGUUCUGACGGUGGUGGCGACGGCGGCAAUGGCACUGGUGCCCACGCUGAGCGUGAUAACGAGGCCAGCAGUGGCGGAAGCAAAAGCGGAGGGAGUGAGCAUGCCGCCUUCGACGUGCUGCGACGGCACCUGUCGAAGGAGGCGUUAAGCAGGACACAGCUGCUGUCAUAUGCCGUGGAGGACACUGCUGCGGGAGGCUGGGAGAGGGAGCAGCAGCUGCGAGAGGAAUCGGAGGUGGAGGCGGCACCCAUCGUGUUUCUUUCAGAGUCCAACAACCGCGGCAGCGGCUCGCAUUUCUCUCGAAUUUUCUCAGCGGAAUCGUCUCUGCAUGGGAACGCGCCUACGUCUGUGGGGUCGUCGUCACCGCUACUGCCGCCGCGUCGUAUCCGCUUUGGGAGCCGUAUCGUGACCAACGUCUGGGUGUACAGCAUCGACAACGAGGUGUACUUGGGGCUGCGUUUUAGGCAGCAUUGGUCCAGCUGGGCCGCCCUGUUGUGUGGCUUCUUGUUGGAGAGCGCCUUCGACGUGCACCUAAGGUGGUUUUCCAACGUGGGCGGGGCAACCACGCAGGACACCAUCCCCAUUGCGCACUGGGUGUACACCUACCGUAUGUUCUUCUCCGUCGUCUACAGUGUGGCGUGGUUGAUCUGCAGCACACGGCGCGACGGUGUGGGCGGCUUCAUGACGGUCGUUGCUGAGCCACGUAGUGUGUUUGUGAAGAGCCUCGGGGUGACGCUUGCCUCGUCGUCUUGUUUCUCUCUCGCCACCGCUGCAAUGGUGCUGACAAACGAGAUGUCUGGCUCCUCACUGUUCUUCACGGCCACCGUGUUGCAUUGCCUGUGGAUUCUGCUCUACCGCGUCUCACGGGCGCAGAUAGUGUUUUUGGUGGAGACAUGCGGAUCGUUUUUGCUCAUUAUCGGCAAUGUACUGUGCAAUAUUGACGGAAUGCGGCUGAUGGCGUUCAAGGAGACAAUCUACGGUAACCUCCUCAUGAGUGGGGGCAGCCUUCUCUUCGCCACCGCCUUCCUACUCAUGGCGUACGGACUGCAGCGGGGCCUGUGUGGCACGGUGGGACUCACAGUUGCGGUGGGGAUCAAACUUUUUUUUGUUACGCUUAUCAUGGGCAUGUCUCGCGGCUACUCAAUCUCGUCAGACGCAGGUGACAGCCUUGUUGCAGGGUUUUGGCGUGCCAACGCGAUGCACACCUGUCUGCUGGCCAUGGAGGAUUUGAGUUUUAGUCUAAUGUAUCUGUACGCCCUAUACCACCUGGACGUGCUCUCUGUUUCCGCUUGCUUCUCCCUGAAGGUUGCGGUUGUGCCGGUUGUGGCGCAUUUUGUAGUCUGGAGGGGCGCAGAAAGUGUGCCACCCAUUGUGCGGGCGCGAUGGGGGCCGCUGCUGUUUGUGGGCAUCGGAGUGGUAGCGGUGGCUGCCGCGUUGGUCACUUAUUUUGCGUCGGUGCGGCGCCGCUUCGUGGCACGGCGGCUGUUCCACCUGCGUGGGCUGCGCAGGGUGCCUGACCCGUAUCGUAAGAAGACAAGGCGUGGCCGUCACGAGUUACCGCCACGGCCACGUGCCUCACUGCCACCGGAGGCGUGA